This is a messenger RNA of Funneliformis mosseae, 141 nucleotides long. Lineage: Eukaryota; Fungi; Glomeromycota; Glomeromycetes; Glomerales; Glomeraceae. The record is from the annotation of a GenBank genome assembly.
AUGGCUUCAUUGGAGAAAGUUGUUUCUUUUUUAAGGCCCAAAGUAACCACUGUAACUCACUCACUAAAAACAUUUUUGAAAAUUCUUCUUCAGCACCAUCCAAUUUUGCUCAGAUUUGAAGCUGUACUAAUGCUAGAAUAG